Messenger RNA from Rhea pennata, 1044 nucleotides. RefSeq names its product leucine rich repeat containing 30 (gene LRRC30). Gene Ontology annotation, molecular function: protein binding. The record is from RefSeq and is a predicted model, not a curated record. The transcript has a single exon. Lineage: Eukaryota; Metazoa; Chordata; Aves; Rheiformes; Rheidae.
AUGCACUUCACAGGCUCCUCCUUAUCUCCUUGCUUUGACUUUCCUGCCUUCUGCAAGCUGCCAACCUCUGUCAGCAUUUGCAUAUUGCUGUAGCUUUUGCCAGGGAAGAAAACCUAGCUUCAUCUAUCAGGAGCAAUCUAGUGUGUUAUGGGAACUGAGCAUUCAAAGAACAAGAGGCGAAGAAGCAUGUUUUUUCUGAGGAAAGGUCAGAAGUUGCCUGCAUGGGAAGAUGCUCUUCUCUCAGGAAAAGAGCCCAAGUCACUGCUAAAACGUGGAUUACGUUAUGUCAGCUUAAGCCUGAUAAUGAAAGGGAUGACCAGUGUGCCUGACUUCUUAUGGGGAUUGCCUGAAGUGCAGAAAUUGAACCUUUCAUGCAACAGGCUGGUACUGAUUCCUCCUUCUUUGGGAAAACUGGACAGACUGGCGGUCCUGAACUUGUGUGGCAAUUGCCUCAGGUGUCUGCCUAAAGAGAUCGGACUGCUCAGGAACCUGAAGGUUUUAUUUGUCAACAUGAAUUGCCUGACAGAAGUGCCAGCAGAGCUCAGCUUGUGCAGGAAGCUAGAAGUUUUGAGCCUCUCACACAACCGCAUCUCACAACUGCCUUCAAGCUUCACUGAUCUGACAAGCCUAAGGAAACUGAACCUCAGUAACAAUCGCUUUGUUCAUAUUCCUCUCUGCGUUUUUGCAUUGAGGAGUUUAGACUUCUUGCACUUAGGGUCAAAUAGGCUUGAAAAUAUUGCAGAGAGCGUCCAGUAUCUAGUCAAUUUGCAAAUUUUUAUUAUAGAGAAUAAUUAUAUACGCACUUUGCCACGGUCCCUCUGCUUCAUCACCGCUCUUGAGUUACUAAAUAUAGAUUACAAUUCUAUUCAGACUCUUCCAGACGACCUCUACCUGCUGCACAGACUGCCAAAAAUUGCGUGGAAUCCAAUGGACAAAGGACUCCACCUUUCACACAACCCUCUGUCCCGACCCCUGCCAGAGAUCGUGGAGGGAGGACUUGACGUCCUCUUCAACUACCUCAAAGAGAAAAAGGAGCACAGCUAA